AUGAAUAUGACUAGUGAUUAUAGAGAUCCUUUAAUUGAUUUGUUGAAUUCGGAUCCUAAUUCUCCUGGAAAUUUACCAAUCCAUGAAGACAUUCAAACUAUUCAAAGAAAUGUCAAUAAUGAUCACACUUCAUUUAAUGAACCUCCUUUAACUCCUUUGUUAACUCAACAACAACAUCAACAACCUUUGUAUACUACAAAUGGAUCAACACCAUCUAAUCAUGGAUUUGAUUUCGACCAUCAACUUGAUAUUAAUCCCGUUUCUCCUGAACAACAACAACAACAGCAACCACAGGUAUUAUCACCUCCAAGAAAGAAAAGAAAUACCAGAAGUCAAACAAAAGCUCAGGAACAACAAAAACUAGACAUAAAGCAAGAAGAGGAAGAACAAGCGCCAUCUCAAUCAAAUCCUGUUGAACCCGAAAUUGUAGAUCCAGCAACUUCACUUUUUGGAGAUGGGUCGGAUUCUGGGGCUUCUGAAUAUUUCCAACCAACUCCCAUUUCACCAAAUUCUCAACAACAACAAUUAAUUGCUCAAGAUUUUCAACUUAUGAAUAAUAAAUUUUCGGGUCUUCAUAAUCCAACUACCCAUUUUGAACAACAUCUUCCUCCUUUACAACCAUUAUCUGAAAGUGUCAUACCACAUGGAAUCAGUUUUCAACCUUUGAUAUUACCAAAUGAUCCUCGACAAAGUUUAACUAUUGGUAAAGUCAAUGACAGUGUUAACAAGCGUAUUCAAGAACAGCAAUCAGCAAGUAUUCAGGCGUCUUCAAGUUCUGGAGGGCAAGGUCAACGUAAGAAAAAAGAGCCGACUGGUCCUAAAACACGUCCAGCUUUUGUUAUGAAAAUUUGGUCAAUGGUGAAUGAUCCAGCAAAUCAUGAUUAUAUUAGAUGGAAUGAUGAUGGGAAAACAUUUCAAGUUUUCCAAAGAGAAGAUUUCAUGAAGAUUAUUUUACCUAAAUAUUUCAAACAUAAUAAUUUUGCCAGUUUUGUUAGACAGUUGAAUAUGUAUGGAUGGCACAAAGUUCAAGAUAUAAAUAAUGGUACUUUAAAUCAAAGUUGUGAUAAAAAUGGUCUUGAUGAAAUUUGGCAAUUUGAAAAUCCCAACUUUAUUAGAGAUCGUGAAGAUUUAUUAGAUAAAAUUGUUAGAAACAAGAGUAAUUCAAAUCAAGAUGACAUGAAUGGUAAUGGAGGAGUUUCAUUUAAUAAUCUCAACAAUGCUGCUAAUUUAUCUUUGAUUUUACAAGAAUUGGAAACCAUUAAAAUGAAUCAAUAUGCUAUUAGUGAAGAUUUAAGAAGGGUUAGACUGGAUAAUAAAAUGUUAUGGCAAGAGAAUUAUCUAAAUAGAGAAAGAAAUCAAGUUCAAGGACGUACGUUGGAUAAAAUUUUGAAAUUUUUGUCUGUUAUUUAUGGGAAUAAUGCUAAUCAAUUAUUGAAUGGACAAGUUAACAGUGUGAACAUUCCUAAUGCUAAUCUUAAUGGUAAUGCCAAUAAUUCUGUUACUCCAUAUAAAUCAGCACCUUCACCAUUUAUUCCUAGAUCUAAAAGUCAACCACCACCAGAAGAUUACUUUCAACAGCAAUUCCAUGAAUCAGGGCAGGCCACUAGUUCAUCCAGCAAUCAACAUCAUCUUGAUGGUAAUAAUAAUAAUAAUAAUAGUCAUAAUAACAACAAUUCCACUUUGGUAAACAAUAUUGAUUUUGAAAACCGCGCUGUUCAUCGUCCACGUUUGAUGUUGACUAAUAAAGCACAUUCAAGAAGAUCAACCAUAUCAAGAGCAAAAUCAAGUCCAGAAGGGUCAAUUGAAGAAAUCAUUCGUUCUUAUUCCAAUGGGAAAACAUCCGAUUCAAAUGCUCAUAAGAUUUAUCAACAAAUGAUUAACAAUCAAGAUAGUAAUCUGAUUUCAUCACCAAGAUUUGAUAAUAAUUUCCCACAAGAUUUAAGUUUACCUGGAACACCUAAAAACUAUGAUGAAUUGGAAAAGCAUAUCAAUAGUCAAGGACAAUCAAUUGAACAAGUUCAAGAUUGGAUUGAAAGAUUAGCUCACGAACAACAUGAUCAAGAGCAACAACAACAGGGUGGUAAUAAUCAUGAUGAUGAUGAAUUUGAUGUUAAUGAAUUUUUAAGAGAGGCUGCUACACCUGGUAGUGUGGUUAAUUCUCCAGUUGUAAUCACUCCUGGUUCAAAUAAUAAUAACAAUAACAAUUCAAAUGGAACUUCAGCUACAAUUAAUGGAACAUCGUCAAAUUCUAACAACACUAAUAGUAGAAAGAGAAGCAUUCAAGAAGUUAAUGGAAGUAAUGAUAUUUAA
Molecule: messenger RNA, 2310 nt
Organism: Candida tropicalis MYA-3404
Lineage: Eukaryota; Fungi; Ascomycota; Pichiomycetes; Serinales; Debaryomycetaceae
Gene: CTA8
Product: stress-responsive transcription factor
Exons: 1
Coding region: 1-2310 (769 amino acids)
Biological process (GO): regulation of DNA-templated transcription
Molecular function (GO): DNA-binding transcription factor activity; sequence-specific DNA binding
Source: RefSeq, a predicted model, not a curated record